This is a messenger RNA of Funneliformis geosporum, 411 nucleotides long. The record is from the annotation of a GenBank genome assembly. Lineage: Eukaryota; Fungi; Glomeromycota; Glomeromycetes; Glomerales; Glomeraceae.
AUGCAAACUCCUUUUUCUUUGGCUUCUUUCUCACAAGCAGAGCAACAAAAUUUCCCUCUUACAUUCAUUAUAUCAAUAGGAACCAUUUUUUCAAACUCCACUUGGCAAUCACGACAAAUUUAUCACCUUACUAAUAACCCUUAUAAAUUCCCUAAAAAUAACGGUUCAGCAGAUUUUAUUCCUCUCCCUAAAAGAUUUGCCGAAAUAAUUACCGAAUUUAAAGCAGCCAUCCAAGAGCAAAAAGACGAAGAAAGACCCGAAACCGAAAGAACCCAAGCCCAAACCCGAAUAAAUGAAAUCUACUCCGAAAUUAAAGCACUUAUUCAGUCCCAAAUUACAGCCUCAGAAAACUCUUUUAUAAUUUUUACCCCUGAAAUACUAUUCACCGAGCAAGAAAAGCAAACAGGGUAA